Molecule: messenger RNA, 282 nt
Organism: Closterium sp. NIES-65
Lineage: Eukaryota; Viridiplantae; Streptophyta; Zygnematophyceae; Desmidiales; Closteriaceae
Source: the annotation of a GenBank genome assembly
AUGUCCUUCGUCCGGGCAGCUGAAGCAGGGAACCUGGAUGCGUGUGUGAUUAUGGCGAGGGUGAUGGAAGCGAGGGGGGAGCAGCAGAGGGCGCUGGAGUGGUACAGGAAGGCGGCGAGAAUGGGGCACCAGGGGAGCCAGUAUCGAAUGGGCGAGGCGUACUAUAGAGGGGAUGGGGAAUGGCCGCGGGACGAGGAGGAGGCUCUGGCGUGGCUGCUGCGUGCGGCUCGCAACGCCCAGGCGGAUCCUGUGCUCGGUGCUGCUGCUGCUGUGAGUAUCUGA